AUGAAAGUUCUCAAGGUAUGCCAGGCUUCAUUCCUGUCAGAGACUACAGCCUCCCUUUAUCGCUCAAAAAGACACCAUCAAACCAAGCAAAUGGAGAAUUCCUCGAUUCACAACCUGUCUAUUACAAACAAAAAUUUACAAAAUCAAAUAUGGGAUCUCAGAGAAACAGCUGUAGAGCUUGAUGCUGAAAACCAGAAGCUAAUGAAAGAAAACAAAGAGAUAAAAGACCAGAACAGGAGAUUGCAAGCCAGAGCAGACUGCUUUAAGACAUUAGUGGGAGACCUACAAAGAGAAGUGGACAAUGCAAGGGAGAUGGUGGAAGGAAGAGAAGACAAGAUUAAUAAAUUAGAAUUCCAAAACAAAUACUUGGAGAAAAUAAAUGAACAACUUAACAUGGAAAUCAUGGAAAUGGCUUGCCAGAUUUCUGCAUAUCACAAUAUCUGUCAGGAAAAAGACAUAUAUGGGGUGAGAAACAAAAUGUAUGAAAACAAGAAGUAUCUAAAACACCUAAAGACCAAUCUAGAAAGUGAAGAGCAGCUGUAUGAACAAGAAAAGCUCGAAACGUGCCAGUUAAGGGAGACACUGGAAGAGCUUGACAAAAUUGGGGAAUUUCAGAAAAAUGACAUCAUGCAACUGGAAGGGCAGCUGGUAAUGUCAUCCCAGGAAACAGCAUUACUGAGGGUGGAGAAUGAGGACAAGUUUCAGAAUGGUUCAUUAUUGAGGCAGGUUGCUGAAGUCAAGUUUGCGGAGAACUCACUUCACAAACCUAAGAAACACAAUUUCCUCUGUUACAUAUGGAAUCUCUUAAAGCUCUUGCUCAUAUUAGUGGUGUGGUUGGGACUUGCAGCAGCUUUGGUAUUAUUAUACAUCUAUGUUUUCAACAACGAUUUUAUAGCUGACAGCCUUCCACUAUUGAUUAGUGACCAUGACCUUGACAUGCUAAUACAGAUCUUGUCUCCAUAUCUUAUCUGGAAAAAUGAUGGACUGUUGCCAUUUUGA
Messenger RNA from Caretta caretta (loggerhead turtle), 999 nucleotides. NCBI's taxonomy places the organism in Eukaryota, Metazoa, Chordata, Testudines, Cheloniidae. The record is from RefSeq and is a predicted model, not a curated record.